Menidia menidia (Atlantic silverside) is the source of this 2884-nucleotide messenger RNA. The record is from the annotation of a GenBank genome assembly. Lineage: Eukaryota; Metazoa; Chordata; Actinopteri; Atheriniformes; Atherinopsidae.
GAGAGAGAUAGACACCCCCCCUCCCCACCUAACAACAACCCCAACCCUGCAGGCUCGAGCAUAACGACCCCACCCCCCCCCCAAACCCCUCUGAGAGAGGGGACGGAGCGCGAGACACACACGCACAGCCGCGGAGAAAAAGACCGACUCGGGAUCCCGUCUCUGCUUCGCCCUCAAUCCGGGCCUAAUGCUGUAGCGGACCGCGCGGGAGGAGAGCGCGAGCGAGAGACAACGCAGAGACAGAGCGAGUCGGCGAGGGACAGGGCGGACCGGGGAGAGACGAGAGACGGGAUUGUUCAUUCGCCUGGAAACAUGGGAUGUACUCUGAGCGCCGAGGAGCGCGCAGCUCUGGACCGGAGCAAGGCCAUCGAGAAAAACCUGAAGGAGGAUGGGAUGGUCGCCGCCAAGGACGUCAAACUGCUCCUGCUCGGCGGCGGAGAGUCCGGGAAAAGCACCAUCGUCAAACAGAUGAAGAUUAUCCAUGAAGAUGGCUUUUCUGGGGAUGAUGUGAAGCAGUAUAAGCCUGUGGUCUACAGCAACACCAUCCAGAGCUUGGCAGCCAUACUCCGAGCCAUGGAUUCCCUGGGCAUCGAGUUUGGAGACAAGGACCGAAAAGCUGAUGCUAAGCUGGUCUGUGAUGUGGUCAGUCGUAUGGAGGACACAGAGCCGUACUCUGCCGAGCUUCUCUCUGCUAUGAAGCGUGUGUGGGCCGAUGCCGGGACUCAGGAGUGCUUCAACCGUGCUCGGGAGUACCAGCUCAAUGACUCUGCUCAAUACUACCUGGACAGUCUAGACCGAAUUGGUGCUGCAGAUUACCAGCCCACAGAGCAAGACAUCCUGAGAACCCGAGUGAAGACCACUGGAAUCGUCGAAACCCACUUCACCUUCAAAAACCUCCAUUUCAGGCUGUUUGACGUUGGAGGUCAGAGGUCAGAGAGGAAGAAGUGGAUCCACUGCUUUGAGGAUGUGACAGCCAUUAUCUUCUGUGUUGCUCUGAGUGGAUACGACCAGGUGCUCCAUGAAGAUGAAACCACUAACCGCAUGCAUGAGUCGCUCAUGCUCUUUGAUUCUAUCUGCAACAACAAGUUCUUCAUCGACACCUCCAUCAUUCUCUUCCUUAACAAGAAAGAUCUGUUUGCUGAGAAGAUAAAGAAGUCACCGCUGACCAUCUGUUUUCCGGAAUACACAGGUGCUAAUACUUACGAAGAUGCUACGGCAUACAUUCAGGUUCAGUUUGAGAGUAAGAACCGCUCUCCCAACAAGGAGAUCUACUGUCACCUGACCUGUGCCACAGACACAGGAAACAUCCAGGUAGUGUUUGAUGCCGUCACUGACAUCAUUAUUGCAAACAACCUUAGAGGAUGCGGCUUAUACUGAAGCCCGGCCAGAAGCACAGAGGUUAUCAUCGAGUGUGUGAGGUGUUAUUUAAUGAUAAUUUUGAUGAUACUUAAACACAUAAAUAUGUAAUUCUACACGUCCAAAUGGACCCAAAGAGCUGCCGUCAGACACCACACCGGAUUAUUGCCAUGAUUUGUUCCCUUCCUCUUAUUUUAAGUAUGACUCCCCACUCCCCCCUCCCUCAGUUCUGUAAUUUAAAAAUGUGUUUUUAAGUUGACUGUUUCGAGCUUCGUUGAUGACUGUGUCACCAACUGGGAAGGCCAGAAGCACCAGGGGUGUAUUCAGCUGCAGCCCUGUCCUGCAACGCUCUCAGAUGCGACAUGAGGAGUGAGCCUUUUCACUCGUAAAUACAGCGUGGGCCCAUUCUUUGUGGCAUCUAAUGUGCUCUGAAUACAGCCUCUGGUGCUCCGCUUGAAGAGCUGCUGUGUGUUGUGUGAAAGUGGAGAUGAUGAUGAUGAUGAAGAUGGUAUCGGGGAGGUGCUGUUCUCGUGGCUGAGGGUCAUGGAUGGAAAGAAGGAGGCUGUUUUGACUUUCCUUCAGACCCACACAUGACUGAGUAGCCUGCAGGUCUGUUCCACUCUGUUUUCUCUUUUUACUUUCAAACAUAAUGAAAGAGAGGAUUCAUCUGUUUAGAGUGGCCGCCCAUCGCCAUCGGUCUCUUGUAGCGUGAGGAAAGACCUAUCAGCCAAUGAUAUCUUUAAAAGAAAAAAAAGACUAAAUAAAAAAAAAAAGUGAUAUUGGUGCCAACCAUCUGAGAAUGACAGAUAGGGGAGUAGGACAGAAAUCAUAGCUCAUUCUAUUGACUAUAAUAUUUAAGUGACAGAUAUUAGAUUUUAUUAUCAUUGAAUGAUUUAUUUAUUUAAGCCUCAUGCCCUACAUGCCUCCUCCUACCUCCUGAAAUCCCGUGCCACAUAUGUUUCCUGUCAUAAAAAGCAGGGGUGCGCCGAUAUCUGCUCAGAGGGUGGAGAGCAGCCCUCAAAUGACAGCUUGUUCUCUGUGUGCUGGUUGACCCUUCGAUGUGAAUCUGUGUAGAAAUAGAAAACCGCACCAGGAGAACAAUGUCAUUCGAGGCAGCUUCUGACCGGGGAGUUUUUUUGUUUUCUUUAUUUUAAAUAAAAAAAUACCCUCUUCUCUCCCCUGAUCAGUGAACAGGGAACUAUUAUCCCCACCGUCUGUCACGUUUCUCUUUGCAUAGAGAAAAAGUGCAGCUCUCCAUUUACACCCGUGCACCCAGAAAUUCAUCUUCCCAUCCCCUGUAUUCUCUUUACCCAUCACAUAUCAGUCCUCAUAUCCUAUCUCCAUUUUCACCUUAAAAGCACCGUACUGUAUAUAUAUAUUAUGAUUAUACCAGAUUUUUUUUUUACUGUGAAUGUUUUCGUGCUGCACCCCAUCCUAUUCAGUAGUUUAUUGGUUGCUCUCAUGUGGAAUGUUUGUGCUGAGCCAAUCGAAUGUUGUGUUUACAUUAAAGCCACACUUUUCCUAACUA